CACAGGUAGCUAUGUUUCACUACUUUGAGCCAAUGGAGCGAGAUAAGAACUAAAAAAGAAUCCGAAUUGAUUGGGCAGAGACUGAAAGGGAGAAAAAUACCAGUCUCCAUUCAUUGUUUCAUGGAUGUAACCUUCUGUAAUGGAAGAUGAUUGAAGACAAGGGGCCUCGUGUUGCUGACUACUUUGUUGUAGCAGGAUUAACUGAUGUUUCAAAGCCUCUUGAAGAAGAAAUUCACUUCAAUGAUGCCUGUCAUAAAGUAGCAAAACCAAAAGAACCUAUCACUGAUGUUUCAGUUAUCAUUAAAUCUCUUGGGGAGGAAGUGCCACGGGAUUACAUGUGUAUUGAUGUCACCCCAACUGGAUUGUCAGCAGAUCUUAAUAAUGGAAGUCUCGUGGGGCCCCAGAUUUACCUUUGCUAUAGAAGAGGAAGAGAUAAACCUCCACUUACAGAUCUGGGGGUUCUAUAUGACUGGAAAGAAAGAUUAAAACAGGGUUGUGAAAUCAUUAAAACUACUCCUUAUGGGCACCCUGCAAAUAUUAGUGGCAGUGCCUCAUCCCAAAGGAUUUACAUCACUUACCGAAGAGCCUCUGAAAACAUGACUCAGAAUACGUUGGCUGUCACAGACAUUUGUAUUAUUGUACCCAGUAAAGGAGAAAGUCCACCACACACAUUCUGCAAAGUUGACAAGAAUCUCAAUAACAGCAUGUGGGGAUCCGCAGUAUACUUAUGUUACAAAAAAUCGGUGGCAAAGACUAACACUAUAUCUUAUAAAGCUGGUAAGUAUAAUUUUAGGGGGAAUACUUUAUAUGUCUAUGGUGCUGCUAUUCAGUUUUAUGAACCAUACUCUGAGGAGAAUCUCACAGAAAAACAGAGACUUCUUUUGGGUUUAUCUCCAUUGACAGAUGGGAAGUCUGAUAAUUCCAAAACAAUUCACACUAACAAAUGCAUCUGUCUUCUUUCUCACUGGCCUUUUUUCGAUGCAUUCAGAAAGUUUCUCACUUUUUUGUAUCGUUAUUCCAUCUCUGGACCUCAUGUCCUUCCAAUUGAGAAGCAGCUAUCACCACAUGAUAAUUUGAUUCUCAGUCAGCCAGUUUCUUCACCUCUUCCAUUAAGUGGUGGCAAGUUUUCAACACUACUUCAGAAUCUAGGCCCUGAAAAUGCGGUGACACUACUAGUCUUUGCAGUAACGGAACAUAAAAUUCUCAUUCAUUCCUUACGGCCUUCUGUGCUUACUAGUGUGACAGAAGCCUUAGUGUCUAUGAUUUUCCCUUUCCACUGGCCAUGCCCGUAUGUUCCUCUUUGCCCACUGGCCUUGGCAGAUGUCUUGAGUGCACCCUGUCCAUUCAUAGUAGGGAUUGAUUCCAGAUACUUUGAUCUCUAUGAUCCUCCACCCGAUGUCAGCUGCGUUGACCUUGAUACCAACACCAUUUCUCAAACCGGUGACAAGAAGAAUGUAGCCUGGAAGAUUCUCCCAAAGAAGCCAUGUAAAAAUCUGAUAAAUACCCUGAAUAAUUUGCACCAGCAAUUAGCAAAAUUGCAACAGAGACCACGAGAUGAUGGACUGAUGGACUUAGCAAUGAAUGACUAUGAUUUUAAUUCUGGAAAAAAGUUGCACAUGAUAGAUUUGGAAAUUCAGGAGGCAUUUUUGUUUUUUAUGGCCUCUAUUUUAAAAGGUUAUAGAUCAUACUUAAGGCCAAUAACACAAGCCCCAUCUGAGACAGCAACAGAUGCAGCUUCUCUUUUUGCCCUGCAAGCUUUCUUAAGAAGUCGGGAUCGAUCACAUCAAAAAUUCUAUAACAUGAUGACAAAAACUCAAAUGUUUAUUCGCUUCAUUGAGGAGUGUUCUUUUGUCAGUGAUAAAGAUGCAAGCCUGGCGUUUUUUGAUGAUUGUGUUGAUAAAGUGGAUAUGGACAAGAGUGGUGAAGUGCGACUUAUAGAAUUGGAUGAAUCUUUCAAAAGUGAACAUACUGUCUUUGUAACACCACCUGAGAUCCCCCAUCUGCCUAAUGGUGAAGAACCCCCUUUACAGUACAGCUAUAAUGGAUUUCCAGUUCUUAGGAACAAUUUGUUUGACAGACCUGAAGGAUUUCUACAAACACGAAAGAAGAAAUUGCCUUCAAAAUCAAGUAGUCCUAGCAGCCCUUCUCCUAUGUUCAGAAGAACAAAACAGGAAAUUAAAUCAGCCCACAAAAUUGCCAAGAAGUAUUCUUCUAUCCCGCAGAUGUGGUCUAGGUGCCUCCUGCGUCACUGCUAUGGACUAUGGUUUAUUUGUCUCCCAGCUUAUGUGAAAGUAUGUCAUUCCAAAGUCAGGGCUCUGAAAACUGCAUAUGAUGUGCUCAAAAAAAUGCAGUUGAAGAAAAUGGACCCACCUGAUGAGGUGUGCUACCGCAUCCUUAUGCAGCUCUGUGGACAGUAUGACCAGCCAGUACUUGCAGUUCGAGUGCUUUUUGAAAUGCAGAAAGCUGGUAUUGACCCCAAUGCGAUCACUUAUGGUUAUUACAAUAAGGCUGUUUUGGAAAGUACCUGGCCCUCAAGAAGUCAUAGUGGCUACUUUCUGUGGACAAAAUUAAGAAAUGUUGUUUUAGGAGUAGCACAAUUCAAAAGAGCUUUAAAGAAACAUGCACACUCAUCACAAAUAAUUCUCUCAGGUGGUCAGUCGGAUCUGGGAUAUAAUUCACUAUCUCAGGAUGAAGUUAGAAGAGGGGAUACAUCUAUUGAGGAUACUCAGGAAGAAAAAUAUAAAAAAGAGAGUGAUUCUAGUUCCAUGUCAGAGAAUGAGAGUGCAAAAGGAAGCGCUGACUGCCUUCCUACACUCAGUUAUCAAAGUUCUUCCAGUAUAGUUCGCCUCGGUGGUACAAGUAAGAACAAUGCUGAUAAAAUGUCUGGAGAAAGCACAGAAAGCACACCUGAACUGCUCCUAAUGUCAUCUCUCGAGGAUACAAAUGACCCAGGAAAUGUUCAAAGUAGAUGCUUCAGGAAGAGACAUAAAAGUGACAACGAACCUAAUUUGCAGCAACAAAUGUCCUGGGGAAAUAGAAACCGUAAUCUUAGUGGAGGGGUGCUGAUGGGUCUUAUGCUAAAUAGAAUUAACAAGGAAACAAACCCUGGAGAUAUAGUUGAAAAAUUAGGUGCAGAUGCAAAAAUUCUUUCAAACGUUAUCUCCAAAAGUACAAGACCAAAUAGUCUUGAUAUUGGAAGGCCACUAUUACAGUCAAAAAGAGACAGUCUAGAAAAAGAAUCCAGUGACGAUGAUACACCUUUUGAUGGUUCAACUUGUUUGGCAGAUAAAGUAGAUUCUCCUGUUAUUUUUGACUUAGAAGAUAUAGACAAUGAAAUAGAUAGAUCAAAAGUGGGGUAUACAGCUGCACAACAUCUUAAGACAGUGCAGUGUAUGAACAGCAGCUUUUCAGUAAAACCUUUUGAGAAAAUUGACGUUGCAACAGGGUUUGAUCCCCUCUCUCUUUUGGUUGCUGAGACUGAACAGCAACAAAAAGAAGAAGAAGAAGAUGAAGAUGACAGCAAAAGCAUUUCCACACCAUCAGCCAAGCGUGACUUAGCUGAAGAAAUUGAGAUGUAUAUGAAUAACAUGAGCAGUCCUUUGACAAGUCGUACACCAAGUAUUGAUCUGCAGCCAGCAUGUGAUGAUAAAUUAGCCAAUAAGAAAAGUCCAACAUUGGUCAAGGCCUGUAGAAGAUCGAGCCUGCCUCCUAAUUCUCCUAGGCCAGUGAGACUUACCAAAUCUAAAAGUUAUACCAAAAGUGAGGAGAGACCAAGGGACAGACUCUGGUCUUCUCCAGCCUUCUCCCAUACUUGCCCAUUUAGGGAAGAAUCUCAAGAAAUAUUAACCCAUUCAUCACCUUCAUUUAACUUGGAUACACUGCUAGUACCUAAGCUAGAUGUUUUAAGGCACAGUAUGUUCACUGCUGGAAAAGGAGUUGCAGAGAAAGCAAGUAGAUGGUACUCAAGAUUCACCAUGUAUGCCAUGUCAUCAAAGGAUCAAAGUUCUGAUCGUACCAGUCUUUCUUCAGUGGGAGCCCAGGAUUCUGAAUCUACCUCUCUGACAGAUGAAGAUGUCUGCCAUGAGUUGGAAGGUGCCACUUCCUCCCAAGAGAGUAGUGCCACUUCAGGGACCAAGGGAAUUGAUGUCAGCCGGAUGAGCCUGGAAAGUUCUGCCUCCUUAGAAGGGUCCCUGUCAAAGUUCGCUUUGCCUGGGAAAUCAGAAGUGGCAUCUUCCCUCAAUACCAGUAAUACUAAUAUCUUCCAGAACUAUGCAAUGGAGGUUCUCAUCUCUAGCUGUUCUCGGUGUAGAACAUGUGAUUGUCUUGUCCAUGAUGAGGAAAUCAUGGCUGGAUGGACAGCGGAUGAUUCAAACCUCAAUACUACCUGCCCAUUCUGUGGCAAUCUUUUCUUACCCUUUCUCAAUAUUGAAAUAAGAGACUUAAGACGACCUGGAAGAUAUUUUUUGAAGUCAGCUCCAUCUACAGAAACUGUGCACUUUCCAUCCUCCUUUUCAAGUCAGACAAGGCAGUCUUGCAUUUCAACAUCAGCCUCUGGUCUUGAUACAUCUGCCAUCUCGGUUCCAGGAAAAUUUGAUCUAAACAGCAAAUCUAAACUGCAGGAAAAUCCCUGUACCCAAAGUAUUCAGAUUCCCACCAAUAGAUCAAAAACAGCUGUGUCAAAAUGUCCACUAUUCCCAAUGGCCAGGAGCAUUAGUACUUACAGCCACUUGGAUAAAGAGGAUUCCAGAGGACAGAAACUGGUUCCCACAGGCAGCCUGCCAGCUACUUUACAAGGGGCUACAGAUUCUUUAGGGUUAGAAUGGCACCUUCCAAGUCCAGAUCCUGUCACAGUUCCAUAUCUUAGUCCACUAGUUGUUUGGAAGGAACUUGAGAGCUUGUUGGAAAAUGAAGGUGACCAUGCAAUAACAGUGGCUGACUUUGUGGAUCAUCAUCCAAUUGUUUUUUGGAAUUUGGUGUGGUAUUUUAGGCGUCUUGACCUUCCAAGUAACUUACCAGGAUUGAUUCUUUCUUCUGAGCACUGUAACAAGUAUUCAAAGAUUCCCCGCCACUGUAUGUCAGAAGAUAGCAAAUAUGUUUUAAUACAAAUGUUAUGGGACAAUAUGAAAUUACACCAGGAUCCAGGACAGCCCUUGUACAUCCUGUGGAAUGCCCACAGUCAAAAUCGUACUCUUUUGUUUGAGACCCAAAAGUAUCCAAUGGUACAUUUGUUGCAAAAAAAUGAUAACUCAUUUAACCAGGAAUUACUGAAAAGUAUGGUUAAAAGCAUUAAAAUGAAUGAUGUCUAUGGACCAAUGAGUCAGAUUCUAGAGACACUGAGUAAGUGUCCGCAUUUUAAAAGACAGAGGAGCUUAUACCGAGAAAUACUAUUUCUCUCACUGGUGGCGCUGGGAAGAGAAAACAUUGAUAUAGAUGCAUUUGAUAAAGAGUACAAGAUGGCAUAUGAUCGCCUCACACCCAGUCAAGUCAAGAGUACACACAACUGUGACAGACCACCAAGUACGGGAGUGAUGGAAUGUCGAAAAACCUUUGGAGAACCUUAUCUUUAAGAUGUGUGUGUGUGUGUGUGUGUGUGUGUGUGUAUACAUUUGAUGUGUAUUGUAUAGUCAGUGUACAAAAUAACACUUUUAGACUCUAAACUUUUUUUUAAAAUUUUGCAAGUGUAUUUGUAAAUGGUUUGGAAAGUUCAGAAUGCCUAUGUAUAGAAUGCUUUCAGAAGAGAAUCAUGACAAACGGGGAGAGACACUUUGUUUCCCCUUCUUUAUUCUUUUACCUUUAACUCCUUGUAAGUAUUUUUGUGAUGAGGAAAUCCCUAAAUUAGUUGCCAUAAAAUGAGACAACUUUUUUUUAUGGUUUCUUUUGGAAAAGACAGAUGGGGAAAUCAUGUGUGAAACCUAAACAGAAAUGUAAGAUCAAAGUAUCUCUUGUUUUCAUAGAUUAUUCAGAUGUUUUGACCAUGAAGUUGUAUUAUACAUAUUUUAAAUUGUUUAUAGUAAGUUGAUAUUUUUUUAAUUUUUAAAUUUAAUAUAGCAAACCUAAAGUGAAUUUAAACUUAUGGAGCAAGCGUUUAUUUUGUCUGCUGCUAUUUAAAGUAAUUAGUACAGCUGCAGAUAUCUAUGUAAGUCUAUCGAUCUAUUUUUUUUAAUUACUUGGGAGAGUAAAUUUAAAUUGUCAGUGCUAGUGUCAGUGUCAUCCUGGGAUUGCAUGUUAACCCUAAGCC
Molecule: messenger RNA, 6238 nt
Organism: Dipodomys ordii (Ord's kangaroo rat)
Lineage: Eukaryota; Metazoa; Chordata; Mammalia; Rodentia; Heteromyidae
Gene: Dennd4a
Product: DENN/MADD domain containing 4A
Exons: 31
Coding region: 147-5567 (1806 amino acids)
Biological process (GO): regulation of Rab protein signal transduction
Cellular component (GO): cytoplasmic vesicle
Molecular function (GO): protein binding
Source: RefSeq, a predicted model, not a curated record